AAUGAUUUUCAUAUUUGCAUAGCAAAAGCUCAAACAGAUAGAUAAGGAAAAAAAAAAAAAAAAAGCAUAUCAUGCCUAUCCCAAUUUGUGCAGGAGUCCUUUCGACAAAUGCUAAGCCCGAAAUUGUUCGUCCGACGGCAAAUUUCCCACCAAGCAUUUGGGGAGAUCGGUUCAUCAACUAUGAUUCCCAAGACAUUACAACUCAUGCCCGUAAGAAACAAGAAAUCGACGAGCUGAAAGAAGUAGUGAGGAGUGAAGUAUUCAAAAUUAUGGCAAGUGAUUUUUCACAUCAGCUGAAGUUGAUCGAUGCAAUCCAACGCCUUGGCGUGGCGUACCAUUUCGCAAGUGAAAUCGAAGAAACACUGGAACGUAUGCAUGGCACGUUUAAUGACCAUGAAGAUGUUGGUGGUGAUCUUCACAUUGUUGCUCUUGGUUUUCGGCUACUAAGACAACACGGAUAUAAUGUUUCAUGUGAUAUAUUCAACAAGUUCAAAGAUGCAAAUGGCAAAUUCAUGGAAUGCUUAACUGCCGACAUUCCGGGCAUGCUAAGCCUUUAUGAAGCAGCACAUCUAGGGGUCCGGGGUGAAGAUAUACUUGAUGAGGCUCUUGUUUUCACCACCACUCACCUUGAGUCAGCUUCAACAACCAAUGUAAGCUAUCAGCUGGCAGAACAAACAACUCAAGCCUUAGAGCGACCUUUGCAAAAGGAUCUAGAGAGGGUAUGUGCCAGGCGUCACAUGUCAAUCUACCAAGAUGAAGCUGCACAUAACGAAGCUCUACUGAAACUUGCAAAGUUAGAUUUCAAUCUGGUUCAAUCUUUACACAAAAAGGAGCUUAGUGAGAUUACUAGGUGGUGGAAAGAACUAGACUUUGAAAAGAAGCUGCCUUUUGCAAGAGAUAGGAUUGUGGAGUUGUACCUUUGGAUAGUGGGAGUAUAUUUUGAACCCCAAUACGAUAGAGCAAGAAAGUUUCUUACAAAAAUUAUUGCCCUGGUAUCAGUGAUGGAUGAUAUCUACGACGCAUAUGCUACAUUCAAAGAACUCGAGAUCUUUACCGGGGCAAUUGAGAGGUGGGAUAUGAAUUGCUUGGAUGAACUCCCGGACUAUAUGCAAAUAUUUUAUCAUACACUUUUGAGUGUUAUCAAUGAAAUUGAGGAAGAGAUGGUCAAGGAAGGAAGAUCAUACCGAGUUUACUAUACAAAGGAAUCCUUGAAAUGUGUUGCUCGAGCGUACUUUGAAGAGGCUAAAUGGUUAAACGAAGGAUACACCCCAACUAUGGAGGAGUAUUUGGCUGUUGCUAUUGUGUCUACUGGCUACCCAAUGCUUUCAACCGUAUCCUUGGUUGGUAUGGGAGAUAUCGUAACCAAGGAGACAUUUGAGUGGCUCUUCAAUGACGCCAAAAUUGUUAGAGCUUCAACAACCCUUUUCAGGUUCAUAGAUGAUAUGGUUACGACCAAGUUUGAGCAAGAGAGAGGGCAUGUUGCUUCUAGUGUUGAUUGCUACAUGAAGCAAUAUGGGGUGUCGGAGCAAGAGACGAUCAAGGUUUUUAACAAACAAGUCGUGAAUCUGUGGAAGGAUAUAAACGAGGAGUUCCACAGAUCAACUGCAGUGCCAAUGCCCGUCCUCAUGCGUGUUCUCAAUUUAACAAGGGUAGUAGAUCUCCUCUACAAAGGUGACGAUGGCUACACUCGUGUUGGUAAAGUGGUGAAGGAUAUUAUUGCUGCACUUUUUAUUGAUCCAGUGCCAAUUACAUGAGUUGGCAGAAUCCUUCUUUUGUUCUUCGCGAAAAUAAAAUGGCAUUUAGGUCCGACGUUGUCCUGGUGUCGUUGGAAUAAACGUUUGCUAGGAGUGUUGGGUUGGUUUGUUUCAAAUGUGUGUAAUAAUGUUUCUACCAACAUAUAUUAAAAAUAAAACAUAGUUUAAUGGAA
Malus domestica (apple) is the source of this 1927-nucleotide messenger RNA. Its product is annotated as (-)-alpha-pinene synthase-like. Gene Ontology annotation, molecular function: magnesium ion binding; terpene synthase activity. Gene Ontology annotation, biological process: diterpenoid biosynthetic process. NCBI's taxonomy places the organism in Eukaryota, Viridiplantae, Streptophyta, Magnoliopsida, Rosales, Rosaceae. The record is from RefSeq and is a predicted model, not a curated record.